Molecule: messenger RNA, 5598 nt
Organism: Pocillopora meandrina
Lineage: Eukaryota; Metazoa; Cnidaria; Anthozoa; Scleractinia; Pocilloporidae
Source: the annotation of a GenBank genome assembly
GCUUGCCUUUCCUGUGUUAGCUGUGUGGGUACUUUUGACUGUGCAGUGGUUGAAGAUGAAUCCUACAAAGAGACAUCUUUCAGGUAAAGAAUGUCCUUGGUUAAGACUGCAAUCCUUCUGAAAGCAGGAGAACAUUGCAGUUUUAAUUACUUGUCAGAAUAGGGAAAUAAAAAAAGAAGUUCCAUUUUUGGUGCUUCUCUUUUUUUAGUUUGUUGCUUCAUAUUGAGUUAUGCAAUAGGACAGGCAAACCCACAGGCUACAUCCACAAAUUUUAUGCAUAGCCCUUUAUUGAUGUCAGGUCUGAUGAAAACUUUACUUAAAACCUUUAUACCCUAACAUCAUUGAGCAUAUUCUCCAUGCUGUUCUCUGUACAUUUCCAAAGAUGCUGACAAGAAGAAGUUGUUUAACAAUCAAAAGCUUCUUUAGUUGGUGAUCAUUUCCUUUAUUCUUGUGACCUUAAUGUGUGAUUCAGGGGUGAUGUUGUAAGGAGAAAUUAGGUGUUAAUCACUCUUAGGCAUAUGAAGGGUUAAAACAGAAGUGAAUGAAUGUGAAAACCAUAAAAGCCUGUGCAAAUAAAUUUUCAGUGGAGAUCUUCAGAACUAACAGAUUGAUGUUAUGUUUGUGUUGCAGAAAACUUUCCCGGCCAUGAAAACUUCUCUGGUAUAGAAGAAAAUGGAAUCAAGUGCAAGCCUCACAGGUAGAGGCAUAAUUAAUGCUUUACUUCAAUGUUAAGGCUUAAUUUUAUAUCCAGCCAUCAAGCUGUGUGAACACACUAACUAGAGUCUGGUGACAGACCUCGUCAUGUGACCCUCAGUGUCACAUGAAAAGUUGCUACUGACUUGGAAAUGUUACCCAAGGACAAGGUUAACUAUGUUAUAACUUCAACUUCCUUGUUAAGUGAGUGUGUAAGGAUUUGUUCCUCAGGAAAAGUGUUGUUUUCUUAGAAAGGUAUGGUAAUAAAUUUGAAGACAGUGAUUUACAGCACCUCACCUGAAAAUUAAUUAUUUUGUAGGCCAGACAAAAGUGGCCAGGAACAAAUUCUUAAAUUUUAUGGACAUCCAGGACAGUUGGAGGAGCCAAAGUGUGACGAUACACAUCACCCAGAGAUCUGUUCAUACCAGUUAACCAAGUUAAUGGAACAUCAUGUGUCUUGCGAUGUGAAGGUGUGUGGGUCUUCAGAGAUUCAAAUGGCUUCUGUGAAUCCAGAAAUGGGAAAAGCUGUUGAUGACUGGGAAACAUUGCCAAAGGAAAAAGUUUCUUUUAAAGUACAGGAGGCAGUGAAAACAAACCUGGAAAAUGGAUUUAAUUUCUUGUUCCUUAAAUGUGGGGACAUUUAUCAAGCCUUGAGUUUUCCUCCCAUCUUUAAGGAAAAUGAAAGUGCUGAAGGCAGAAGUGCUAUAAAUGUAAAUAUUAUUAUGUUGGACUCUAUCUCAAGACCACACUUCUAUCGAACUAUGCGAAAAGCCACAGAAGCUUUGAAGAAGAUUAGUGAAGAUCCUACAAUCAAAGCCACAGCUUUGGACUUUGAACUUGUUCAAAGCAUUGGUCAACAGACUUUUGAAAACUUGAGACCAUUCUUCAGUGGUGUUCUGAAAGGUGUGUUGACAAAAUUUUUCAUUGUUUAUAAUUUAUUACUGAUUGCUUGUUUACAGUUUGCUUGGUGUUCAGGCCAUAAGCUAAAAAGGUUCGAGUAGUAAGGUUCAAUUGAGAGGAAUUUGUCAACAUAAGUAGCCAUUAAAUUUAAAUUUUCUGAACCAACAUUGGUUGUGGAUCAUAAGUUCUGAUCAUUUGAUGAAAGAUAGAAGUCUUGAAAAGAAUCAACUGUUGUUGAAGGCUACUAUUUCAACAACCUUAGUACAAUGUAGAAGUUAUUCAUCAAAGUCAGAUGACUCAAUGAUUAUGUCUGCUCAGGUUCUAAAAAUAUUUUUAACUCCCUGCUAUCAACAACAGUCCCUUUUCAGAACCACUCUUACCCAGACUUAUAAACCACAUGACUAGUGCUAAUUGAAAAUUAUGCUCAGUUUCUUACUUGUCUUAAACCUGAUUAAAGUUGACCACAGGUAAAUUAGGAUUGCCACUACUGCUGCUACUGCUAGUGCUACUGCUGCUGUUACUACCAAUAUUAAUACCUAGAUUAAUUUGUUUUGGUAAAUUUAUCAGAUGACAAUGAAGUAAGUGCCUCUGCAAGCAAUAAAAACGCUCCUUUGGGUGUGGAAGUGUUAUAUGGGGCUGUAAAAAAGUGGGGCUACCAGACACUCUUCCAAGAGGACCUUUGCUGGUACGAUAUAUGGGGAAGUGCAUUGACAAAUAAUGAAAGGAGAGAAAUUCCUAAAACAAAUUCUGAAUUUAGAGAGAGGUGAGUAACUUGUAGAAUCAAGGUUAUUAAUUUGUUUGGAGUCAAUAAGGGCAUUCUUCUCUCUUUCAAAAAAGAAAGAAAUGUCCAGUUUCACUAGCCAAGUGGCCCCAAAUUGUAGAAGCUGAUCCCUAUAUUGUUGUCAUGAAGCAUCAAGGAUUAUUGCUUCAUACAGAUGGGCCACUAGUCCAUGAUAGGUAAACCCCAGCUGGUUUCCAGACAGUUUCUUGCUCAAGGUAUUUAAAUUAUAAGAAGGAGAAAAGCACUGCGAUAGUAAAAAUCAUAACAUCCACAUCCCAGUUAACCAAAGUUUCCAGUAAGAGAUCUUUCAAUUGUGAGUCUAUGAUGAGCAACAAACAAGAACUGCUUUUUAAGUAUAACAUGUAAUGAAUAAGGAAUUCUGGUCUGCAAAAUGUUCACAACAAUGUCAAUUAGAUAAGAAUAGGUGAAUAGUUGGAUAUUAACCCCUUAACUCCUAAGAUCUGAUUGUUAAUUCUCCCCUCUUGCUGCUACACAUUUCCUUAUAAAUAAGUUACAAGAAUUUGGUGUCAGAUCAAGAUAACAACCUCUACUUGAUAUAUUUGAAUAUUCUUAUUACCUGUUUGCUGGAUAGUGCAUAGAUAUAGUGGGGAGAAGUUACUUGUUAAUCACCUCUGGGAGGUAAAGGGUUAACUUUAACUUUACAUUUUUUUUCACUAAUGCACUAUUAUUGGUCAGAGUGGUAAUUAGUGUUAACUAUUUCAAAUCAGGUGGAAAGAAUUUCAGGAAAAGAUGGCAAGGAAAAUGGUUGACCAUUUUGGGAUUACACAUUUUUCCUGCUCUGUGUUAAACAGAAUUGGAAGGACCAAUCAUUAUGACAAUCCUCAGAAAAUUUGUCUUAAUGGACAGUUUUACAGUUGGUACUUCUUCGACUACAUAAGAAAGGUGUAUACUGCCUUAGAAAACAACAGAAAAGCCAAACCAUUGGUGUCAUACAUGCAUUUCAACACAGGACAUGAGAUGACAGGGAAACGAAUGAUCAACAUGGAUGCCAGCAUGGCAAAGUUUUUCACAGAUAUGGCCUUGUUUCCAAACACUUUGACCAUGAUUUUUUCAGACCAUGGCCACAAAAUGACUCCAUUCAGUUACACUGAAGAGGGAAGGAGAGAGUUAUUUGAUCCAGCGUUCUUCAUGAUUGUCCCUGAUGGUGUUAAAGAGAAACUGGGUCCAGAAAGGAUGGGAGCCUUGGUAACAAACCAAAAGCGCAUCUUUAUGUUGUAUGAUGUUCACAAAGCACUCAUGAGUUUGCAUGAUUCUCAAGAGAAGGACUCAAGGGAUUAUUCAGUUUCAGGGAUAUUUUCAGAGAUUUCGGCCAACCGCACUUGUGCAGACUUGUACAUGCUUCCCUUAACAAGAUGCAAAUGUGAAGGUUUUGAUGAAGAAAUUCCUGUAAAGGAUAAUGCAGACGAUCAGAUGUGGUUGGCAGAAUUUGCUCUGGGACAUAUCAAUGAUGCUAUUCAAAAACAACACAUGAGUGGUAAGAUGUGCAGUGUUAUUUGUUCUCUGUUAAUUCUGCUUUAAUUGGCAGUGAAAGUAAAGUACUACUGCUGAAACAAAAGCCCAAUGAAGUUUUGAUCAAAUUGUUGAAAGCUAGGGUGUGUUGAGGCAGGGUGGGGUGAGGCAAAGUUAGGUGAGGGAAUAAAAGAGAUGAGUACUGUGGGUUAGGCAGGGUUUGAUUAUACGGGUUGGGAUGAGGUUUGGUACAGUAGGACUGGUAGGGUGGGUACUGUUACACACUGUAGUUGAGAUGAGGGUGGGACAGGGUAAGAUGUGAUAAGGUAGAUUGAUAGAGAGAAGAUUCAUAAGAUAAAAUGGAGUCAGGUUAGGCUUCUGAAACAAAAACAAGGUGAAGUUAUUUGAGGCGAUAUGUUAUGUGGUGAAGAUGAGUGAGGAAAGAUUAGGUAAGGUGUGUUGGGUUGAGGUGACAAGUAGUGAGGAGAAAUGAGGAAAUAUUAUUAAAGCUGUCAUGGUUUGAAGUGACUGAAAUGGGCUGACCUGAGGUAAGGAAAGAUAAUUUGAGGUGUGCUGGGGCAAGAUGAACCAAACCCUAACCCCAACCCUAUGGGCAACUGCUGUGAGAUGAUACUCCUGACUCUAGGAAGCGAAGUCCAUUUAAUUUCAUUUUUAUUUAUUUUUCACUCAUUUUCGUCAGGAAAUGGUGCUUCAAAGAAUAACUAUGGCUAUGGAAACUGCCAGCGCUUGGUUGGAAAAUCAUUUGAGAAGGUUGUCAAACGAUUCCGUGGAGAAUACAUCUUGACCACGAUGGACAUUCACGUGUUCCCUCCAGCCGGAUUCACAGAGGAUGAAGUUUAUCGAGUCUCUGUCAAACAGUUUGCCAAACCACAACAAGGAGUAUUUUUUCUCAGUUCUGUCCGGGUAACAAUGUAUAACAAGUUUGCCUUGUGUGCAGAUAAGUCCGUGGAUAUUAAGCUCUGCGCAUGCUCCAAAGAGCAAACCGCAGACGCCAAGAUGAAAGAAGUGUUGUUUGAUAACGGAGUUCCUCGCGAAAUGUUUGGUUCGGACACAAUUGUGAGAGACUUGGAUUCAAACUGUUUGUUAUUCUUGCGACGGAAUCAUGGGACGUUUUCAUUUGGGUUAGAAAUUGCAAAUGUUUGCACAAGUCGAACUUAUAAAUUUGAACUAAAAGGCUCUAUGGAUCAAAGGAUAUUCUCCAAGACUUUGCCCAUUGGGCUGGAAUUAUUCCCAAAGACGUUUAGUUUUUUGACUUCUGUGUACAAAUACCUUUCAAAAGUAAACGAGCCGUUAGGGUUGAAAGCAAGUGUGAAGGUUAAGAAGGAUGGAUCAAACACCUUUACUGAUUUGGGGAUUUUCAGUGUUACAUGACAGUAAAUAUAGUUUUCAAACUGUGAGAAAAUUAUUCCUCUGGACAAGACAAGGAAAACUUCAUCUGUACAUAAAGGUCUUAAACACUUCAAUUCCGUGUAUUUACAUUUUCUUUCAGCCAACUUUAUGCUAUUUGAUUUAUGAACUUGUGUGUUAUAUAAUGGGAGAUUGUUUUUUGUGACAAAGCCAUUGUUGUUAAGUGAAUGACUCAAAGCGCUGUCUGUACUAAUGAGAUUUGUUUGCUCGUUGCAGUCGCUAGUGUAGAAAUUCCUCGUCACGCAAUUUUUAGCUGACCAGACAUGGAUGUUUGGAGGUCAAAAAUGUUAUGAAAAUUGGGAAAUAUAGACAUUUAGAGUAAGAGG